Molecule: messenger RNA, 1208 nt
Organism: Tachysurus vachellii
Lineage: Eukaryota; Metazoa; Chordata; Actinopteri; Siluriformes; Bagridae
Product: zona pellucida sperm-binding protein 3-like
Exons: 8
Coding region: 5-1054 (349 amino acids)
Biological process (GO): binding of sperm to zona pellucida; positive regulation of acrosome reaction; egg coat formation
Cellular component (GO): extracellular matrix
Molecular function (GO): acrosin binding
Source: RefSeq, a predicted model, not a curated record
AACGAUGAUGAUUAGUUGUGUUGCAGAUCGGCUCGCGCUCACCGCGGUGUUAAUACUGUUAACACGUGUUGCACGUGGAAUCCACGUGUGGAAAGCAGGCCCGCAGGUCGGACCGGACGGGGAACAGCCCAAAGCCACGGGGUUCCGGUCUGAAGACGGUCUCCAGCUCAUGGCCGUCAGCGUGCACUGCACCGAGAACAGCAUGGUGGUGAGAGCGCGCGCUGAUCUCUACGGUACCGGGCGGCUCGUGACCGCCAGUGAGCUGCGACUCGGACCGGAAUCAUCACCGGGAGGCUGCGGGGCGGUUCAGCGCGAGGACACCGAGCUCGUGAUUACAGCCGGACUUCACGAGUGUGGAGCGAAACUGCGGGUUGAGGAUGACAGCCUGAUUUACGCCAACACACUGUUCCACAUCCCGACUCUGAACCACGUUGGCAUCGUCAGGUCCCUGGGUGUGGCUGUGCCCCUGGAGUGUCGCUACAAGAGGACACACUUGGUUAGCAGUACAAGCCAGUCCCAUCCUGUGAGCCCUGCCUUUCUGAGCUCUGUCCCCACCAAGUCUGUGUUCUCUCCACAGAUCAGGACCGACGAUUGGAUGUCUGAGAGAUCAGUGGACUUAGCUGAGUCUGAAGUCAUCACCAUGGUGGCGUCUGUGCUCAGUGCUCGUCACAGUGCUCUUAAACUUUUCCUGGACCGCUGCGUGGUGAUGCUGGAGCCUGACACUGCAACCACAUCCAGCUGUGACCUCAUCAAUUACUAUGGGUGUCCUGCUGAUGCAGGGUUGGCUGAGUCCAACAUCUCCUUCCUGCCUGCAGCAGACGGUCAUGUGCUGAGAGUAAAAUUCAACCUGAAGAGUUUACUUGGAGACAACCGACAGCCAAACAACUCUCAGAUGUUGAUCACAUGUUGGAUGAAGACAGCUGAUCCAGUUCACAAGAAGAGCUCUGUAAAUAAAGCAUGUAGUUACAUGGGGAACAGCUGGUGUAGUGCUGAUGGGAAGCACAAGGUGUGUGAGUGCUGUGACAUGAAGGGACAUGUCUUCAGCCAGAGAUAGGAGUACAUGUGGAAGUGUGUCCUUGUCAGACUGUGUGCAGCUCAGCAGUGUUCACUCUCAGGCCCAUCAUCCUGUUGAACUGAACUCUUUACUAUACUUCAAUAAACCCUCAGUGAAAACAAAUUAAAUGUUUUUAUUACAUACCUGUGUUUGG